AAGCCGACUUGGAACGGUACAGCGCCUAUCGUGCUUCCUUUCAUGGUUACUGCAUCUUCUUCACCAUCGUCUUCGCGAUCGGGGAGAGAAAUCGAUAGCGGGAGCGCCGGAGAACGAAUGGAAGAUUUCGAGAAGAAGGUGUCCAUAACAGACCCAAUGGACUCUGAACCCGAGACCACCACCCCCGCCGCCGCCGCCGCCGCUUCCUCUCAAGUCCUCCACUUGCUCCGCCGAUUCCUCGCCGUGCAGCAGCGCAGAGCCGAAGCUUAUGCCAAACUCAAAAGAGGUUUCGCGGAGUACCUGGUUUCGGGCGGGGAGGUGGCGUACCAACAACUAUGCGGCGAGAUCACCGCGGAGUUCAACGAUUGCUCUAAACAAGUUAUCGAAAUGGAGUCCUUAUUCAUGGCUCCAGAUCACUGCCGGGUCGAUUUAGCUCAGAUGCUGAGGGUGGUCCAAGCGCAGGAAAAGCAGAAAUUGCAUCUGACUGCUACCAUUCAAGUGCUUAAGAAAGCUGGUCGCCCUUCAGAACGUCUUGUAAGCCAUGAGAACUGCACAUUCAAGAAGCCAAUGCAACAUGAAUGCAUGCAUCUUCAUGAGAUAACGGAGGCUGAAGGAACAGAAGAGGCUGAGGCAGAUGCCGAGUAUGAAAAUGCUCUUAAUGAAGCCAUCAGAGGCGUGCAGGAUGCUGUGACAACCAUAAACGAACAUCUGGAAGAAGUCAGGUAUGAAAUUGAGGCACUAGAAGCCCAGUAAGUUGGCGAAUUUAGCUACCUACAUGUGGCAUUGCGAGCAAGACUACUAUAUACUUUUUAAUGGUGUAUAGUUAAUGCUUUUGCGCGGGAAUGUAGCUGCUUCACUGACUCCAUGUACAUCCACAAGUACUCUCUUUUUGCCUUUUUUCUCUAUGGAUAACUUUGUAUCUAAUUAUCCAAGAGGUGUAAUGACAAAGGGGUUUUUUGGCUAA
This is a messenger RNA of Syzygium oleosum, 964 nucleotides long. RefSeq lists its product as uncharacterized. The record is from RefSeq and is a predicted model, not a curated record. The coding region runs from base 43 to 753 and encodes 236 amino acids. The transcript has 4 exons. NCBI's taxonomy places the organism in Eukaryota, Viridiplantae, Streptophyta, Magnoliopsida, Myrtales, Myrtaceae.